Morone saxatilis (striped sea-bass) is the source of this 213-nucleotide messenger RNA. It is a transcript of the gene gngt2b, whose product is annotated as guanine nucleotide binding protein (G protein), gamma transducing activity polypeptide 2b. The transcript is spliced from 2 exons. The record is from RefSeq and is a predicted model, not a curated record. The coding region runs from base 1 to 213 and encodes 70 amino acids. Gene Ontology annotation, molecular function: G-protein beta-subunit binding. Gene Ontology annotation, cellular component: heterotrimeric G-protein complex. Lineage: Eukaryota; Metazoa; Chordata; Actinopteri; Moronidae. Gene Ontology annotation, biological process: G protein-coupled receptor signaling pathway.
AUGGCUCGGGAUAUGUCAGAUAAGGAAAUCCUGAAAAUGGAGCUUGAACAGUUGAAGAAGGAAGUUAGCACAGCUAGGACACCAGUGGGUGCAAACUGUGCAGAAACAAUUGCUUUUGUUGAGGAGAUGUUACCAAAUGACCCGCUGAUUAAGGGCGUUCCAGAUGACAAGAACCCCUACAAGGGAGAAAAGGGAGGCUGUAUAAUAACAUAG